AUGGAUGACCGUAUUAAAGUAGUGGUCCAUCAUACAAGACAUUUUGUUAGUGAUGAUAAUGGUAAUUUAAAAUUUGAUGGAGAGAUAACCCAAUGGUCUUGUGAUCCAGACCUCUUAUGCUAUUUUGGAAUAAUAGCAUCAGUGAAAGAGUUAGGUCAUACAGACAUUAAAGAACUACGGUACAGUUUAGGAGGUCAGUCAGUGGUGCCAGAGAGGUUGGAAUUAUUGACUGAUGAUAGGGGUGCUUUGCAUAUGGUUAAUAUUGCAAUGGUAAAUGAUGAAGUUCAUUUGUACGUUGUUCAUAAUAAGAAUGAACCAGAAAUAACUGAAAUGAUUGAAUGGGUUGAUGGUGCUGUUAAGGAUGAAGUUGAUGUUGCAACACAAGUGGAGGGUGAGGGUGAGGUUCAAGUUGGAACAGAAAUGGAGAAUGGUCAUGGUGAGGGAAAGGUUGAGGGUGAGGAUGAGAGUCUGGUUGAGGGUCUUGUAGAGGGAGAGGUUGAGAGAGAGGCUGAGUGUGAGGUUGAGGGUGAGGCUGAAGUUGUAACACAAUUGGAGGAGGGUCCUGCUGAGGGAGAAGUUUUGAGAGAGGUUGAGUGUGAGGAUGAAGGUUUAACACAAUUGGAAGAGGGUCUUGCUGAGGGAGAAGUUGAGAGAGAGGUCGAGAGAGAUGUUGAGGGUGAGGCUGAAGGUUUAACACAAUUGGAGGAGGUUGAGGUAGCUAAUGUAGAUGAGGUUGAGGUGCAUGAUGUAGAUGAUUUCAAGCUAGAAGACGUAGAAGAAGAUGAGGAUGCCGAUGAAAAUGUAGAAGAUGAUGAGGAUGAAAAUGUAGAUGAGUCUAGUAGUGAAGAAAGUCUAGUUGAAAGGCAAAAAACAAAGACUCCUGGACUUGGUUCUUGGACCUUCUCAUUGGGGAUCUUGGUGGGGAAGCUGUAUGUGAAGCAUGAUCUGUUAACAGCCAUUGAUGCACUUCUACCUGGGGUAGAACAACGAUUUUGUGUUAGACAUUUGUACACAAACUUUAGAAAGCAAUUUCCUAGAAAAUACCUUAAACGUUUGAUGUGGACGGCAGCAACAACCACAUAUCCACAACUAUGGGAGGUUGAAAUGAGGAAAAUUAAAGAGAUUAAUUUAGAAGCAUUUAAGUAUUUGAUUGCAAUUGCACCAAGAUGGUCAUCAUAUCAGUUAUUUGAAAUCAUCCACAUUUCACAAUUUGGGGACCAAUUUGUUGUCAAUCUUGACAAGAAAGAAUGCAGUUGUAGAAAAUGGUUAAUUACUGCUAUUCCUUGCACUCAUGCCAUCACUGCAAUGAAGUUCUUGAAUGUAAAUGCAGAAGACUAUAUUGGUAAUUGCUAUAGGAAGUCUACGUAUGAAGAGACCUACAACUCCAUCGUUUACCCUAUCAAUGGUCAAGUUCUCUGGGAGAAAACUUCAUAUCCAGAUGUCUUACCCCCAAAGAAGAGGACAAUGCCUGACAGACCCAAGAAAAAACGAAGGCUAGAGAGUUGGGAGUUGAAGAAGAAUGAUACUGAAUUAAGAAAGGGUGGGAGCAAAAAAGCAUGUGCUGUUUGCAAACAACUUGGACACAACUAA
This is a messenger RNA of Vigna radiata var. radiata (mung bean), 1590 nucleotides long. RefSeq lists its product as uncharacterized. Gene Ontology annotation, molecular function: zinc ion binding. The transcript is spliced from 4 exons. Bases 1 to 1590 code for a protein of 529 amino acids. NCBI's taxonomy places the organism in Eukaryota, Viridiplantae, Streptophyta, Magnoliopsida, Fabales, Fabaceae. The record is from RefSeq and is a predicted model, not a curated record.